AAGAGAGAGAUCAGAUGUGGAUGGGAGGGGAGAGAAAGCUCACUGCUGAAGACAGACGGAUUUAGAGAACACAAGUGAUGAAGAACGUGUGAUGCUACGUGAGGCUGCAGAUGCAACAGAAGUGAACAAAAUAGAAGACGAACUUCUGCCCAGGAUCAAGUUUAUUUCACUGUUAUUCUAAGUGUGAUCCGGCCAACAUGCUGCCCUGGAGGAUGGUUCUAGUCGCUCUCUUCUACUGCUGCAUCAAGACAGGUGUCACAAGAUGCCGAAAUAAAGCUCUAUUCCCAGCUGCCAGCAGAGUAAAAAGAGGAGCAACAACAGCAGUGAACACGACCUUCUACAGCUCCUUUGAGGAUGUCCAUCUGUUGUUUGAGAUCCUGAUGUCUGGCGUACAUUUUGAGGACAGUGGAGCAUUUUCAGUCAAAGAUGCUGAACUGGCUUCCCUCCGAAAGACAAGAAACCUGGACGUCAUCUGCGAAGACAUAAUUCCCAAGAAGCUAACGGACAUAUUGAAGCUCAUAUCUGACCUUUCCAACCAUAUCUGUCACCUGGAUCAAGAUGACUUUGAGCGAACCCUGUUGACUUUAGUGUACACCACCCAGCAGAUGGUCAGCUCCACGACUGAACACCAACGGGACGUGUGGGCCGAGUCUUUUGUUAGCUUAUACAAAGCCAUCAAGAAGGAUCUGACACAGACAAACUGAGUGAGCACUGGUGUUGCUACUGAAUGGUUCCAUAUUGAAGUUUAAUAUGUACAUAGGGAAAAAAAACUUGCAUUUUUAUAAAAAUUUCCAUGAAUAGUAGUCAGUAGAUUUGUGCUUUGAGGAAACGUUGCAUCUUGUAUGCUGACAGGCUGAGAGAAAAGUCCUGUCACACAAAUACGUAAAGUGCACAAACAGUUAUUAAAAUAUUGACUGUUACAGCAAAUGUGAGGUACUGUAUGUACACAAAACUAUAUAUUGGAUCUAUAUGUUGCAUUAAAUGUCACAGAUUUAUUUACAUUCA
This is a messenger RNA of Amphiprion ocellaris (clown anemonefish), 1005 nucleotides long. Its product is annotated as protein FAM180A-like. The coding region runs from base 198 to 704 and encodes 168 amino acids. NCBI's taxonomy places the organism in Eukaryota, Metazoa, Chordata, Actinopteri, Pomacentridae. The record is from RefSeq and is a predicted model, not a curated record. The transcript has 3 exons.